UUUAUCUGUACAUGUAGCAAAUGUAGAUUUUUGUGAUUCAAACAGACAAAAUAAAGGGAAAAAAAUCGGGACUUUUAGGUUCGCCACUUUAAAGGAAAAUAAAAUAAUCGCCAACAGAAAAUGGGAAAUACUGAAUCAGUUCCAGAUGCAUUCAGUAAUACAAAACCGGACAAUGGAAGCCAAAAAGAAGAAUGGGCUUAUCCCACACUUACCAAAACCCCUUGGAGAAAAUUUGAAAAGAAUGGAGAUUGGACUGAGCAGUAUGAAAAUAAACUCAUUGAGGACAUUCAAAACCCUGCCAUGAAAGGAGAGGUAGAGAACGUUCGCUUAUUACUCAUUGGACCAAUAAAAGCAGGAAAAUCUUCAUUUCUAAACUCUACUGCAUGUAUUGAUAAGGGACGAAUCGCACAGGUUACUGCAGCCGGUGGAGAAGGAGCAAGUAUGUCCAAAAAGUUGAAGGUUUACAGUCCUAAAGGAAAGUUGAAGAAUUUCAGGCUGUUAGAUACGAUGGGCAUUGAGAAUGCCGGUGAGGCUGGCUUCAACGUCAAAGAUCUGCUGUAUGUUAUAAAUGGAAACGUUCCUCCGGAAUACAAGUUUAAUCCUGCAUCUCCAAUUCUUGAUACGGACUCUGAUUUCAAUAAAACGCCUUUGGACACUGACAAAACACACUGUGUAGUCUUUGUGUUGGAUGCGAGUGUUGCCGGCGAAGAUAACAUAUCUGCGGCUACCAAAGCGAAGGUUGCAUCACUACAGGAUGAGCUUAAGUCGCUUGAUAUCCCUAGAAUAGUUCUUCUUACAAAAGUUGAUGUACUCUGUGAAACAGUUGCCGAAAACAUCUGCAAUGUAUAUGAAAGUGCAAAAGUGCAGAAAGCUGUAACUGUUGCAGAAAAUUUGUUCCACGUCCCGAAAAUGAAUAUAUUUCCGGUGCAAAACUACAAUGAAGACACGGAUCUAGACACUUCCAAAAACAUACUACUGCUUCUGGCGUUGAGGCAAAUGGUGAAUUUUGCAACAGAUUUUAUAAACGAGCAAUCCUAAGUGAGCGGUGAAAAGAAAAAGUAAAGUGAACUUCCGAACAUCGAUACUUCGAUCCUUUUUUAUUUUAAUGCUUUGGGUUUAAACUUUAGAUGUUUUGUUUUUAAUAUUUGUCAGUGUUUCUCUGCUGAUAACUAACAUGACAUUGUAUACAUUGUAAAGGUGGUGGCUUUUUGAUACAAAAAAGAACAGAACAGAACAAAAUUUCAUUAAAGACUUGUACAUAAUAUAUCGUCGUGCUUAAUCAACAAUAUACCGUUAUAACAUAAUGUUAAUGUACUAUUAUAUUGACCUGUCAAUUGAUUAUAUAGUCGGUGCAUAGAAUAUUUUAAUCCUCGGUUGAUUUUCGGUACAUUCCGUACAGUGUACGGAAAGUAACCUGCAAUUAAAAUGGUUUAUAUUUAAAGCGUGUAUACGGAGGUACGAAAGUUACGAUAGCUCAAUGGUCGCUGUCAAUAGCUUAAAAUCUUGAGGUUUUAAGAUCGAAACCGGGUAGGUUCUGUAUUUUUCAUAAACACUUGGUACAUGUACAUUUUUAUCCAAUAUUUCCUCCAUUGUAUUUUUGCAACUAUAUUUUUAUUUUUAUCACCUUUUUAAUUUCUAUUCUUUCAUAUUACUUUUAUUCACGGUUAAUUUCAGUAUAUUACAAAUUUUAUAAAUAUGAAUUUAAACCAGCUAUAUUCAUGAUUCAGUUUCGAUCGCUAAAAUUUCAGGACGAAACACAUUUAACCGUGAAGCCCGUAAACUUUGAUUUUCACGUGUCCCUUCGUAAUCCAAAAUAUAUAAAUCAAUAAACAACUAAAAUUGAAAAUAAAAAAAUGUUAUAGCUUAUGGACUUAUAGACUUAUGGAUUCCCCGUACACUAGACUUGUGUUUAAACCACUGAGCCACUGAUACGAAGGACAGGUACGGGUUUCACUUACAAUACUAACAAUGAUAUUUAGACACUUAACCAAAAUUUAUUUCCGGAAAACAUACGGACAGCACCGAAGCUGGGCCGAAUUUCAAAUGCACAGAGCGUAUAAUAAUGUAUGCAAAUUUGACAGGUUGAAAAAUAGCACAAUACGUUAAUUUGUUAUUUUAAAGAACUGACGUUAUUAUUCAACAAAUACUACUGUUUCAUGAAAAGGGAAGACAGUUAUGAUAUGAUAUACAUAAAUAUUUAUAAUACUUCUAUCAUCAGUUAGUCUUAGAUGUGUCGUUAAGAACAGCUGUAAUAUAACAUACAUAAAUAUUUAUAAUACUUCUAUCAACAGUUAGUCUUGAAUGUGUCGUUAAAGUUGCUAGUUGAAGAUGCAAACAUUGAUUUUAAUUCUUAGCAUUCACAAUCCUUUUUUGUAGAAAUGACAUAGGUUAACUUUGCAAGAUCCAUUAAUGAAUUCUUUUGAUUUGUAGUAAAAUGUUCAAAAAAUUUAUACAUAGAUUGUCUAUCAUGAUAGUACAUCUUAACAUAUAUUUAUGGACAUGGACAUAUUGAAAGAAAAUUAUAUUCAUUUUCAUUAUCAACAAUGUUAUAACACAAACAGUACAUUUCAUUGCUUGGUAUUCUUUCUCUUUUUUUUUGCCUUUAUUGGCCAGAUUAAAUUUUAAGACUAUAUGCAGAUAUUCUUACUCGUGUUAAAACAAAUCUGUAACU
Molecule: messenger RNA, 2671 nt
Organism: Mercenaria mercenaria
Lineage: Eukaryota; Metazoa; Mollusca; Bivalvia; Venerida; Veneridae
Product: interferon-induced protein 44-like
Exons: 7
Coding region: 121-1038 (305 amino acids)
Source: RefSeq, a predicted model, not a curated record